UACAAAAUACAAGUGAAUGAACGGAACGCCAUAAAGCGCUCUUGUACGAAGUAUUUUAUUUUAUUUUUAAUAUUUAUGGUUAUGGUGGGAACAAUAACGGAGCUGUACGUGCCGCUCAUACGAACUGUUGUUCAGGCCGGAAGAAGCUGGAUUCUAUUUUGUGGACUUUUUUUUUUUUACUUAAUAGCUGGAGCUAUGAAGUUUUUCUGGAGGUUUUCCUGGAUUCUGGAGCUGCAGAACCGGACCGUAAGCCGGACCGGACAUUUGGACCGGAGUUGGAGCGGUUUUGUUGCCGGCCCGUUACUCCGCGGUGGGAUUGGCUGAAUGAAAGCUUUGAACGAUGCAGAACGUCUCUUCACAGCAGCACUUUAUCCUGAACGGUUUUGCAGAACUGGGCGACCUGAGGCCGGUCCUCUUCGUCCCGUUCCUCCUCAUGUUCAUCGUGGCUCUGCUGGCCAACUCCCUGCUGGUUUAUGUUGUUGUUUCUCAGAGGAGCCUUCAUCAGCCAAUGAGCAUCCUCAUCGCCGGCAAGGCUUGUGUUGAACUCUGUCUGCCGGUGUUCUUUGUUCCCAACAUGUUGCUCAGCUUCCUGUUUGACUGGAAGGGAAUCUCUCUGAUUGGCUGCCUGGUUCAGAUGCACUUCAUUCACUUCUUUGGAACAUUUCAAACCACCUUCCUGGUGUGGAUGGCUCUGGAUCGAUACUUUGCCAUUUGUUCGCCACUCCACUACCAUGAACUGAUGGCGCUGCAGAGAUUCCUGAAGUUUAUCGUCCCGAUGGUUGUCAGAAACAUGCUCCUCAUCUCUCUGUUUGUGAGUUUGGCAGGAAGGCUGUCGUUCUGCAGGAAUGUGAUGAACCACUGUUUCUGUGAGCACAUGGCCUUGGUGGAGCUGGCCUGUGGAUCCACCGCCAUCAACAACCUGGCUGGACUGAUGGCUAUUUUCUUCAUUCCUGUUUUUGACUUCUUUGUCAUCGCUGCUUCUUACAUUGCAAUAUUCAGCUCUGUGUUGAGAUCCAGCAGCUCCGGUGUGAAAGCACUGCACACCUGCAUCACUCACAUCAUGGUCCUCACCUUCAGUCUGACCUUGGCUCUCAUUGCUUUCCUGUCAUAUCGAGUUAAAAGCGGACUUCCUGAAGCCGUCCGGGUUUUUUUCAGUACCAUGUACCUGUUGUUCCCGGCGUGCUUCAACCCGAUCAUUUAUGGCGUCAGAACCACUGAGAUCAGGCAGCACAUUCUGAACACACUGACGCACUGGAAACACUUCGUCCAGGUCCUUCCCUACCAUUAGAAACCACUUCCACCUCCAGUUGUCCCAAAAUAAUAAACAUCCUCUGAGCUCACACUCCUGGAACUGCCUCAGAGCUAAAAUGAAAAAUAAAUCUCAUCCAUCGGAUCAGACUGGAUGUCUAACGAAACGAACCUAAACGAUACAACCUGGCCGGUAUUGAACCGAGACGUCACCUCAUUUCCACCAGCUGCUCCAAAGAAAAGUCACCAAGCAGUUGGAGACGACAUCAUCUUUGAUGCUGGUACCAAAGACUAAUCAGUCAGCUCUAUUAACACAUCCCAUCAUGUCUCCAACUGGAAACCACUGAAAAAUGUUUGACUCUACAACAGACACCUGGUGUCCAAACAUCAAGCAGCUUUCUCCCAAAGGGACCCAGAAACCAAAAUGUUUGCCCAAAGAUCUUAUUGUAGGUAAAAGGAAUCUACUGUUUUGGAGAGAAAGAAGGUUCUCUGCUUUGAGUAACACUGAGAAAAUAAUCCCACUAACCUCUGAUCAGCCGAACAUUGAGAAUCUAGUCAUACACACUGGAGCUAAAGGCCAAACAAAAAUCACAAGUUCUGAAAAAUCUCUGCCAGCUCAGUGACCUUCAUUGACUACCACAAUGUCAUUUGGGAGUGUCGUCAUCGUUUCAGACAGAAUAGAGUCGUUCUGAACCCCUUAUCCCUCCGACCUGGAAAAUACAACGGGUUUUAGUCAAACCCAUUUUUCCAUUAUAGGGUUAGGAUUAGGGGUUUUGAAAAUGAUUGAAAUGAUUUUUCACUGCUAAUCUUUUGAUCGCUGUUAUUGUCAGGCCUUAGACACAGAACAACAAUGAGAUCACUGUAAACUCUGCAGAAGGACAGAGGCAGCAUGCAGAGACUCACUGUUCCCAAACAAACUGAUUCAAACUUCAAGGUUUCAGACGGAAACUAAGCUGGUGUGGGCUCCACUCCAACCGAUCCUCCAGCAUCUCCUGCUGCCUGUCGGUUUGUCCUGGAGGCCGAUAGGCAGCCGGGACGGCUCAUCUGACGUUUCAUCACCCGGACUGUUGUUUCUUACCUUUAGAGAGAAAAUGGAUCAUCAGUUUUCUCCAGGUACUUUUCUCCUGAGCGCCCAAAAACAUGUUGGGUGAAACCUGAAAGUAUAGACAGGAAGUUAUCUCCCAGCCCGUGUGGAGGAGGAAGAGUCGAUAUGAUGGCAGGUUUCUGCUGAGUCGUCUGUAAAAAUGGACUAAUUUUACUAAGUGAGUCGAUGUUGAUUGUUCUUUGAAAGUUAACAGAGGAAUGAUCAGACGGCGACAUCAGUUACAGAGACACUGGAAACAUUCAGGCCCUCAGUGAUAUCAGAGUGUUGGCUGACAUGUUGAGUCAAACCAACAUUAUCGAGAACAUCUCAGAGUUUUUGCUCCUCUGCCUUCAGGAUUGUCAACAUGGAUGUUGAAAUCUUCCACAGUUAUGAAACAAUCAUAAUCAGUGCUUGUAGAAGCUCAUUAAAGUCGAUGGAGAAAUGUUCCACACAUUUUGGUUUUACGUGAAGUUGAUGUCAGAGCUUGUUUGUAUCUUUCACCUCGAUUAAAUGCCGACGUAUCGCAGCAGCGCCGUCUCCUCCGUUCUGUUUUCCAUUAGAAAAUGUCAUGAGGAGGCGCUGGUUUAAUUAGUACAGGUGAAUAUUUACUGUCAUCCAAACAUGUUUCUGUCAGGAACAGAACAUCAAUGUUCUGUUGAGUGAUGAAAUCAUUAGCUAAUAAUCAUUUUGCUGAUAUUGAUCUUCUGUUUAUCAGCAGCAGUUUAAGUGACUCGGUUCCCAAUAGUUCAUAAAUCUGAGCUGUGAUUUCAGACCACUGUGUUUAGUUUUUCUGUUUUUCGUUAGUUUUCUGUUCGUGGUCCGGUCAGGUGCUGUCCCGUGUCGUACUGCCGGGGGACCAGAUGCAUUCUGGGAGAAGACGGGCGUAGACGCCGGGGUCAGAGGUCACUGAGAGGAAUCAGAGCCAGGUUCAUUCCAUACAUGAUGGGAUUGAGAAGAGACUGAAGAAUCACAAAGUACAGCGACAUGAUGAUCCGCAGGCCGCUGGGUAUGGAGACCAUGUCGAAUCUGCUCUGAAGGCUUUCAAACAAACAGCCGAAG
Gambusia affinis (western mosquitofish) is the source of this 3391-nucleotide messenger RNA. RefSeq names its product olfactory receptor 52K1-like. Gene Ontology annotation, biological process: G protein-coupled receptor signaling pathway. The record is from RefSeq and is a predicted model, not a curated record. Bases 341 to 1288 code for a protein of 315 amino acids. Gene Ontology annotation, cellular component: membrane. Gene Ontology annotation, molecular function: G protein-coupled receptor activity; olfactory receptor activity. NCBI's taxonomy places the organism in Eukaryota, Metazoa, Chordata, Actinopteri, Cyprinodontiformes, Poeciliidae. The transcript is spliced from 3 exons.